AUGAAUAAGACAUUUAGAUACCGUAAAUACAAGCUGGAAACUGACCAACGCAGUCACGCUGGGGAGAAGCCGUUCACCUGCUCUGAUUGUGGGAAGAGAUUCACACAGUCGUCCAACCUUCUGACACACCAGCGAGUUCACACUGGAGACAGACCAUUCACUUGCUCCAUCUGUGGAAAAGGAUUCACUGAGUCAUCCGGACUGCUCACACACCAGUGGGUUCACACCAGAGACAGAUCAUUCACUUGCACUGUGUGUGGGAAGGGAUUCACUUUGUCAUCCACUCUCCAGAUACACCAGCAAGUUCACACUGGGGAGAAACAGUUCAGCUGCUCUCAGUGUGGGAAGAGAUUCACUCCGUCAUCCUCCCUGCGGAGACACCAGCAAAUUCACACUGGGAAGAAACCAUUCGUGUGUAGGACAGUAUUCACUCCAUGUGUGGGACUGUAUUCACUCUCACAACUGACCUGCUGA
Rhincodon typus (whale shark) is the source of this 474-nucleotide messenger RNA. Its product is annotated as gastrula zinc finger protein XlCGF49.1-like. The coding region runs from base 1 to 474 and encodes 157 amino acids. Gene Ontology annotation, molecular function: RNA polymerase II cis-regulatory region sequence-specific DNA binding; DNA-binding transcription factor activity, RNA polymerase II-specific. Gene Ontology annotation, cellular component: nucleus. The transcript has 2 exons. NCBI's taxonomy places the organism in Eukaryota, Metazoa, Chordata, Chondrichthyes, Orectolobiformes, Rhincodontidae. The record is from RefSeq and is a predicted model, not a curated record. Gene Ontology annotation, biological process: regulation of transcription by RNA polymerase II; central nervous system development.